Molecule: messenger RNA, 450 nt
Organism: Staurois parvus
Lineage: Eukaryota; Metazoa; Chordata; Amphibia; Anura; Ranidae
Source: the annotation of a GenBank genome assembly
ACACUGGAUCACCAGGCGGAGCAGCAGGCACCGGGCCACCAGGCGGAGCAGCAGGCACCGGGCCACCAGGCGGAGCAGCAGGUGCCCGGGAACCAGGCGGAGCAACAGGCAUCAGGCCCCCAGGCGGGGCGGCGGGCGCCGGGCCCCCAGGCAGAGCGGCGGGCACUGGGCCCCCAGGCGGGGCGACAGGCAUCGGGCCCCCAGGCGGGGCGACAGGCAUUGGGCCCCCAGGCGGGGCGACGGGCGCCAGGCCCCCAGGCGGAGCGGCGGGCGCCGGGCCCCCAGGCGGAGUGGCGGGCGCCGGACCCCCAGGAGGGACGGCAGGCACCGGGCCCCCAGGCGGAGCGGCGGGCACCGGCGGGCACCGUGUCAUCUGGCAAGGCAGUGGGCACCGAGUCACCAGGCACGACAGUGGGCUCUGAGUCAAUUGGCAUGACAGCGGGCACCGGG